Messenger RNA from Colletotrichum tamarilloi, 174 nucleotides. RefSeq lists its product as uncharacterized. Bases 1 to 174 code for a protein of 57 amino acids. NCBI's taxonomy places the organism in Eukaryota, Fungi, Ascomycota, Sordariomycetes, Glomerellales, Glomerellaceae. The transcript is spliced from 2 exons. The record is from RefSeq and is a predicted model, not a curated record.
AUGACUUACGGACGGAAGAAGAUAUGCAUUCUGGGGUUUACAGUUUCGUUUCUUGCUGGAGUUCACUUUGUUGCCCGAGUUUUCAUCGUUGUUGAGGCUUUCAUCAGUCUUAGGCAGGUCCCUAUCGGUGUCUACUCGAUGCCGUCUUGGAUCCAGAUGAUUCCUCACCUUUGA